Phialemonium atrogriseum is the source of this 1566-nucleotide messenger RNA. Its product is annotated as GTP cyclohydrolase 1 type 2/Nif3. Gene Ontology annotation, cellular component: cytoplasm; mitochondrion. NCBI's taxonomy places the organism in Eukaryota, Fungi, Ascomycota, Sordariomycetes, Cephalothecales, Cephalothecaceae. The transcript is spliced from 3 exons. The record is from RefSeq and is a predicted model, not a curated record. Bases 95 to 1165 code for a protein of 356 amino acids.
CAAUGGAUCUUCUGUAUUGGUGGUCCCUAGAACCUGCCACUUGAAAUGAAGAUACUGUAGCUCGAGUACUCACAUUGUCUAUCAUCUCCAUCUAAUGCUCGAGCACCUAGUCUCCAACUUAGCCAAGGCCUUGAGAUAUUCCCAAAAGUCAGACCUUGUGACAUCCUUACUGCCCAGGACUGUUGGAUCACGCACCUUAUCCCGUCCACUUUGCUCCUCCCACUCACGUCGCCAGCACCAGCGACAGCAAAGGCAUAUUACCACAGCUAUGGCCCAACCUCCUCUUGAGAGCCCAGCUUUUACUGGCAAAGUCGUUAGUGCAAUGAGAUCACUCUACCCCGAAGAACUAGCCGACCGAUCAUGGGAUAAUGUCGGACUUCUCCUGGAGAAUAUCAACCGUCCACAGGAGCCUGAACAACCCACAGUGCUUGUCACCAAUGACCUAACAAUCAAAGUGGCAGAAGAAGCCAUUCGAAGGAAGGCCUCUGUCAUUGUCAGCUACCACCCUUUCAUCUUCAGACCCAUGAAGGCUGUUGGCCUCAGUGAUCCCCACCAGAGGAUCCUCCUCCAGUUGGCCCAACACAACAUCGCUGUCUACUGCCCCCACACGGCCGUGGAUGCCGCUCCAGGAGGCAUGAAUGACUGGCUAGCAGACAUGCUAAACGGCCGUUUCGAUGUGGCCCGGCGAUCGGUUGUACAAUCCAUCACCAGCCCCCUACCCCAGGGUUUCGAGGGUGCAGGCUACGGUAGGCUGGUCGAGCUCGCCCGUCCGGUCUCCCUCAGCGAAAUCGUCAAGGCGUAUUCGGAGGGACUCGGAAUGCGGUAUUUGAUGGUGGCCCGGCCAAAGACGGUCGGGCAGCAGAUGAACCCGGUGAGGUCGGUGGCUGUCUGUGCCGGCUCUGGCUAUGACGUCCUCAAGAAUAGCCCAGCGGACUUGCUGGUGACCGGGGAGAUGACCCACCAUAAUGCCCUCAAGGCGACGAUGGAGGGGAAGUGCGUCAUCACUGUCUUUCACAGUAAUUCUGAGAGGAAGUUCCUGCGGGACCGGCUGCAGCCACAGCUACAGGAAUUGCUGAGGAGGGAUAUCCAGGCGGCGGAGGUACUGGUCAGUGAGGAGGACGAGGACCCGUUCGAGAUCUGGGAUGUCCGUGACCUUGCCAUUUGACCAUGCGUAGGUAUCAGGGAUUUAGUACAGUGGACAGGUCAGACCAAUAGGCAAGAUAAUAUGGGCGGCCCAUCUCUAGACUGCCAAAUUCCGUCUCGGCGUGAAAAUAAUAUGGGUAUAUUGGUGUGUGAGUCUCGGUCCCCAGGCUUUGCUCAUAACACCCGACCUCUUCCUCCUAGGCCAGCAAUUAUUCCGUACUAUCUCCCUCGUCAUCCCUGAAAGCCUCAUCCCCCCUGAGAGCCGCAUCCCCUUCUCUUAUACACACAUCCACAUCCUCACCCCCAAAUCCCUUCUCUUUCCACGUCUCCAGCAACCUUCUCGGCAUCUCCCACUCCCUCCUCGCCUCCUCCACCCUCCCCUCCGCAACCAACCCCCGCAACCUCUCCGGCACCCCCAACACC